AUGUUCGCCAAACCCUUUAGGGUCAAGUCGAAGACAGCAAUGAAGAGUUCUGAGAUGAGAGAGCUCCAGGCUGAGUUGGUAAUGACUUUACCCUCUCUAGCCCCUAAUGAACUAAAUGAACUAAUUCCAGGAGACGAGCCCAUCAUAACUGUGCAGUUGGAGGUCCACAAAAGGAACACAGUGACCGUGUUCAUGAUCCAAGGUAACCCUAUCUUAUUUCAAGUAGACAAACAUCUGUAUCCAACAGUUUACACACUGUGGCGCUACCCACACCUUCUUCCCACCUUCCUAACAUGGCCUAUUAUUCUGGAAAGAAUAGUAAAGGGAGCUGAUCUAAUGUUGCCAGGAGUAGUGAUUCCUCCUGACGGUCUGCCUAGUGUGCAGAAAGAAGACACCUGUGCCAUUGCGUUGCUGGAGAACAGAGCCCCCGUUGCUGUCGGGAUUGCUCUCAUGCCCACAUCCAGGAUGCUUAGUACCCAAUUACAAGGAAGGGGAAUUUCUGUACUCCAUGCCUACCAAGACUUUCUCUGUCCGGAGGGACAACAGAUAGACAUAAAGAAAACGAGCUACAAAAAGAUGUCUACUUUCCUGCACGAAAUGCAGGAAGAAAACAUAUUAGAGGUGAGAGAGCUAAGCCGAGGAGUUCAAAGCAUCGUGGCAAUUAAUUGGAAACAUCCCAAGAUCCUACCUUACAUCAAAGAGGAGGCCACUUCUAGCUUCCAGCCAAUGCACACGGGCAGCAGGGAUCACUCAUACAAGGCCCCGGACAUAAGAUAUCUCUACUAUGCACCAGCCAGCAUGAACCUGCUCUUCCAGGAGUGUGGCCACAAGAAAGGAAGCCCUCUGGAUGCCAGCGACAUCCGGAAUGUCAUCAUCGACCAUGCCAAGAGAAAUCAUCUAUUUGAUGCAAACGAGAGGAAUUCUGUGAAUCUGGAUGCAGUCCUAAGUGAUUGUAUUUUAGAGAAAAAUGAACAAACCAAGAUCAAGAAACUUUCUUUGGAUAAUCUCCUGAGUCGAUGUUUUGAAAAAAUGCAGCCCGCUUAUCAAAUAACAUUCCCAGGACAGGAACCGAUAGUGAGGAGGGGGGAAAUCAGUCCCAUAAGCAUCACUUUAGCUAAGAAGGCUCUAGAUAAGAAGGUAACUGUAGUCCAGAACCUGGAAGCAUAUGGUCUCAACCCGCGCUCAGUGGCAUCAAUUCUUCGGCAGCGGUGUCACGCUAGUGCCAGUGUCAGUCGUGUCCCUGGGACCAAAAACAACCUAGAGUUGCAGAUUCAAGGUAAUCAGAUCCAGCAGCUACAUCAACUGCUGCUGCAAGAGUAUCACCUCCCUCAGAAGAGCGUGGAAAGUGGGCCAAGGUCCUCCAGAAUGGGAAGGAAGUGA
This is a messenger RNA of Sorex araneus (European shrew), 1380 nucleotides long. Its product is annotated as eukaryotic translation initiation factor 2D-like. The transcript is spliced from 2 exons. NCBI's taxonomy places the organism in Eukaryota, Metazoa, Chordata, Mammalia, Eulipotyphla, Soricidae. Gene Ontology annotation, molecular function: RNA binding; translation initiation factor activity. Gene Ontology annotation, biological process: formation of translation preinitiation complex; translational initiation. The record is from RefSeq and is a predicted model, not a curated record. The coding region runs from base 1 to 1380 and encodes 459 amino acids.